Arabis nemorensis is the source of this 255-nucleotide messenger RNA. The record is from the annotation of a GenBank genome assembly. NCBI's taxonomy places the organism in Eukaryota, Viridiplantae, Streptophyta, Magnoliopsida, Brassicales, Brassicaceae.
AUGAGUGUUAAUGCUUGUAGAUUAAAUUACAGAGCCGAUAUCAUCAUAAGGAUGAUUCACGAUGUUCCCGAGGAAAGAGAAGUCGGUUUAAGCUGCUUCCCUGUGAACAUCAACUACUCGAGCAGACAAAAGAGAUUGCUUGAGGAUUACGGUUUCAGAUGUGACUGUGAUCGGUGCAUAGUGGAAUCUAGUUGGUCGAAAGGCGAGGGAGAUGAGAGCGAAGUCAUGGAAAGAGAUGGAAGAUUCAGAAGGUGA